AUCCAAGCCGCAUAUAUUAACCCACAAAAGAAUAUGCCUGUACAAGUUCACCAGGUCAUCUUGCAGACGUUCCUUCGUCACUGCGCGGAACUCGGAUUCUUCCUUGACAUCGCCCACUUUGUCCAGUCGGCAACUAGCAGCAACCUUAUUGAACGACCUGUUGCUGCUCUGCUUAGUGUCGCAUACCUAUGGGGAAUUCACCUCUCCCCUUCCCAGGAAAUCGCGGCUUGGGAAGACAAAUUUCUUGCUCAAGCUGUAAAUCUUGCUUCUCAAGGACUGGCAAACUGCUCUGUCCAUCCCUACGGAUAUUUCUUCCGGAACAUGAAGAUGCUCGAGGGAAAAUAUCAUACCAGCGCUGCGGUCUCCCUCGUGCUUAGCUCUGGGCUGCAUAAGAUCAGGUCUCAGAAUGGAGGUAGCGUGUCUAUUCUCGGAGAAGCACGUAACGCUCUCGAGGAAGGAGAGAGACUUAAUGGUCUUUGGACGGUCGUAAUCUUAAAUAACUGCUGGACUGCUGUGGAUGGAUCUCCUUCCAACCUAUCCGACGGAGACGCGACUAGAAUCGACGCGCCUUGGCCUCUGGAUAUUAGUGAAAUAUUCCAGGGUAAGUCUCUUCAUAUCUCUCCUUCUCGUCUUUUGGGCGGAACUAGCCACACCAUCCAGAGACUCCUGCACGGUGAAGCAGAUGCGGGGACAUCUAUUCUUGCCCUGCAUGCCAAGGCAUCAAUUUUAUUCGAGCAAGCUUCGCUUUUCAAGUCGAGGGUGCGUCCCGUAAAUCACUUCAAGGCAACCUUUGAUUCGUUUUCCAACGUUCUGGAACGCUUCAUUGAGAGCCUGCCCACUUUCCAAGCCAUGUUAACGCUAAGUACGCCGGCUACCGCAGUAAUGAUCCACACCUUGGCGCAUGCCACCGUGAUUGUUCUUCAUUUUCCCGUCAGAUCCAUGAAUCCCAAUUCUUUGGAGAGAAUGGAUAGGGCAGCCUUUGUAAUCACACAGGUUUUGAGCGUGAUGAAUAUCGCCGAAUUCUCUUUCGUCGACGCAAUUUUGGGUGAUUUGUGGUCAACUGCUUACAGGUUUUUGAUCGGACUGGUGUCGUCGCUGCCUCAGCCCCAGCAGGUAAAUGUACAAAGGGCACUACAGAUGAUCAUCGGCGCUUUGACGGUGGUUGCACCCAGCUCGGCUUUCGUUAGUGAGUACACAAUGAAAUUACGCUGUCGACGCGAUUCAAACGGAAUCUAAAUAACGAACUGAGGAAAGUGCGCGGAAACUGAGCAAUGAGCGCUGCGCUGACUGACGGCGGUUGAUAAAUUCCAUCAUAAUAUCACAGACAACCAAUUAAUAUAGGCCUAGACAACAUCCUAAUUUACCUACUAUAAUAUUCCUAUAACGGCAUCUAAUACUUAUUAUUGUAUGUUAGAUAGAAUUAAUGAAUAAUACAUUCCUGGA
Messenger RNA from Desarmillaria tabescens, 1443 nucleotides. RefSeq lists its product as uncharacterized. Bases 34 to 1236 code for a protein of 400 amino acids. The transcript is spliced from 7 exons. Lineage: Eukaryota; Fungi; Basidiomycota; Agaricomycetes; Agaricales; Physalacriaceae. The record is from RefSeq and is a predicted model, not a curated record.